CCGCGCGUUAUUGUCCUGUAAUAACUGAUGCACAGUGACUCAGUAAAGUGAGAGUGAGACCCCCUUCUGUGCCUCUUCACUUCACUUUCUUCUCAUCCCUCCCACUUUAGAUUUAUUUUCAUCAUCAUCACAUUCUCACUGCAAUCUAAGGGUUUCAACUUUGAAUCCAACAAUAGUUUAGUUGCUGGGUUUUACUUCCUGCUGUUGUUGGGGUUUAGGUUUUGUGUUUUGUCCCAACCCUCAGCUACAAGAGAAGCUAGGAACAGUGAACUGAAAAAGCAACUCUCACAGACAGGGUUUGUAGAUCAGUUUUGUAGUUGAGGCUUUGCCUGGCAGCAAUAUUGGGCUGAACUUGCUGUCUGAGGUGAUAUUGGACGUCAUGAAGCUUAAAAAAUGGCUCGCAAGCGUUUUAUUGCUCACUAUUGCUACUCUAACCUCUUCAUUAGGUGCGUUUGUGGGGGUAAACAUUGGCACUGAUGUUUCUGAUAUGCCAUCCGCUUCAAAUGUGGUCGCUAUUCUAAAAGCCCAUCAGAUUACUCAUGUGCGUCUGUAUGAUGCCAACGCACACCUACUACAAGCCCUUUCAAACACUAGUAUUGAAGUAACUGUUGGUGUCACCAAUGAAGAGGUAUUGAAGAUUGGAGAAUCUCCAUCAGCAGCUGCAGCCUGGAUUAAUAAAAACGUGGUUGCUUAUGUACCAUCGACCAAUAUCACAUCAAUAGCUGUUGGCAGUGAGGUUCUUUCCACAAUCCCGAACGUUGCCCCUGUUCUGGUUCCUGCCAUGAAUUCUCUUCAUAAAGCCUUGGUUGCUGCGAACCUUAACUUCCGGGUCAAAGUUUCAACUCCCCAGUCUAUGGAUAUUAUCCCUAAGCCUUUUCCUCCUUCUGCUGCCACCUUUAACUCUUCAUGGAACUCCACAAUCUACCAACUCCUCCAGUUUUUGAAAAACACAAAUUCCUCCUACAUGUUAAAUGCCUACCCUUAUUAUGGAUACACAAAAGGAGAUGGCAUUUUCCCUAUUGAAUAUGCUCUUUUCCGACCCCUUCCUUCAGUGAAGCAGAUUGUUGACCCAAACACGCUAUAUCAUUAUAACAGUAUGUUUGAUGCUAUGGUGGAUGCUACCUAUUACUCUAUAGAUGCCUUAAAUUUCAAAGGUAUACCCAUUGUUGUCACUGAGACUGGCUGGCCAUCGUUUGGUGGAGCAAAUGAACCGGAUGCUACUGAAAAAAAUGCUGAGACCUACAGUAAUAAUAUGAUUCGGCGAGUUAUGAAUGAUUCGGGUCCGCCGAGUCAACCAAGCAUACCCAUCAAUACAUACAUAUAUGAAUUAUUUAAUGAAGACAAGAGGAAUGGACCUAUAUCAGAAAAAAAUUGGGGCAUCUUCUAUACUAAUGGAAGCGCUGUUUAUCCAUUGAGUUUCAGUGCUUUUGGCCAGGUCACUGGAAAUUCUUCGGCAAUUUUUUGUGUAGCGAAAGAUGGGGCAGAUGCUGAUGAGCUGCAAACUGGCCUGAGCUGGGCUUGUGGACAAGGCGGAGCAAACUGUGCUGCCAUUCAACAAGGGCAGCCAUGCUAUCUUCCCAAUGAUCUGAAAAGUCACGCCUCUUAUGCUUAUAAUGAUUAUUAUCAGAAAAAGAACAAUGCUGGGGGAACAUGUGACUUUGAUGGUACUGCUGAAGUUACUACCCAGGAUCCAAGUCAUGGAUCCUGUAUAUUUUCCGGAAGCUCUAACCCUGGUGGGGUGAGUUUACCUCCUACGGCCCUUGGACCUUCAAGCCCAUUUGGAGCAAGUAUGAACCUGCAAGUGACAAGCCUUCAGUAUUUGAUAUCUGCUAUUGCUGUAUUUUUUGCUCUGGUGAUGUUGUGACCGAAAGGUUGAUGUACUCAAGAUUACAAUUCAAUGAUUCGUGUAAUGUAGUUUUCAUCGAUUUUGUUUCUAA
Messenger RNA from Lotus japonicus, 1937 nucleotides. RefSeq names its product glucan endo-1,3-beta-glucosidase 4. The coding region runs from base 380 to 1864 and encodes 494 amino acids. The record is from RefSeq and is a predicted model, not a curated record. The transcript is spliced from 5 exons. Gene Ontology annotation, cellular component: plasma membrane. Gene Ontology annotation, biological process: carbohydrate metabolic process. Gene Ontology annotation, molecular function: hydrolase activity, hydrolyzing O-glycosyl compounds. Lineage: Eukaryota; Viridiplantae; Streptophyta; Magnoliopsida; Fabales; Fabaceae.